This is a messenger RNA of Phytophthora infestans T30-4, 1488 nucleotides long. RefSeq lists its product as uncharacterized. Bases 1 to 1488 code for a protein of 495 amino acids. The record is from RefSeq and is a predicted model, not a curated record. The transcript has 4 exons. Lineage: Eukaryota; Oomycota; Peronosporomycetes; Peronosporales; Peronosporaceae.
AUGCGCGAGCAGGCCGAGAAGAGUCUGAAUACGUGUGAGGCCGCAUCUUCCAGAUCCGUCACGAGCACCAAGGACUGCAAGAAUACACUGGACGAGGCCCGCAACACUCUGGUCAUCACGCCUGAGUACGCGGCUCGUCUCGAGGCCAACAUGAAGGUCCGUGGCGCCGAGUUGCAUGCUGUCAAGGACAGCAAAACAGCGAAUCGCCCUGUACGAAGAGGAUCGAGAGGCCAGCUGCGACAUUCGAUCGAGCUCGAGGAAGAUGAAGACCAUCCCAAGAAGAAUCGAACUCCUCUUCCGUACUAUUGCGCAGCUCUGGAAAAGCGAUGGGAAGCAUUCGAGACGCAAUCAACUAGCCACACAGUGGGCAUGAACCUGCUGGAGAAGCUCGCGUCGAUGCGUGCGGAUGAAGAGAUGGAGGAGCCCGUCGCGAAGGAUGUCGUGAUGCAUUUAGUGGAGAGUGGACAUCUCUUGCUGCAUCAGCGAUUCCGAGCUGCGUUUGUGGAGCGAUGGGUAGCGGCAGAGGUGAUUGGAUUGUCUGACGGCGACGAGAACGGGAUCAUCAGUGGGCGUUUACGUGCUCUUCAGUCGUGCAUGGAUCUGGUUCAUUUGCUCAGCUACAAGCGCGAGUUCGUGUUUGAUCAAGACGACUACUCAGUGACCAAGAUGUACAUCGAGCACACUGUACUCAGCAUGGACGCCGGUACAGGAGCUGACGUUCGUGGUAUCAAGCAGCAGGUGGCUGCGAAUUUUGAGCCACUGCGUCUUGAAGUGGCGAGUGAAUUUUAUAAAACUACCAGCAGGAGCCAUGCACGUGCCUUCCCUGCGGACCCCAGCGCAGCAAACGAGAGCGACAUACCUGUCAAAGAAGGCUUCUCCGAGUACUUUUACCACCCGGUAAGAGCUGCAGCGCAAGCGGCUGGGUGGACGAAUAGUGCAAGCAAUGACCCUCUCUCCAUCGUGGUGCUUGAGGUAAAAUGCGACAAUCGAGGCGUGCUGCUGACUGCGGUACGUGUGAGUUUGCACGACUUGGAGCAGCAAGAUCUGCGUUUCCAGAAUCGUUUGGCUGCCAAGACUGGGAAGAAGACGACUGGAGUAUCUGGAGCAAGAGUGCAGAGUGUAGCGUCGUGGCUACGUGCUCAACUGCAGACCCAAACUCUCAUUUACGGGUUCACCAUCCGCUACUUCCAGCGACAUCUUCUGCAGUGGCUUGACGCGUCGCACGACUUCCACGACGCAGAGAAUGGACACGGUCACAGUGUAGGCAAGCAUCAAAGUGAGGAUGACGCGCUUGUCGUGACCCCACCGCUGCCUUGGAAGAAAGCGGCCACGUUCCAGAACAUCGUCAAGGGGCUUCAAUGCUUCUUGCAAGCCUUUCCGGAUCCGCCUAUGGAACCCAAGAAGUUCAGUACACCAGCCCCAACGUCGUCACCGUGCAGAUCUUACUCCGAUACAUCGCAUGUCAUGGCUCACGCUACCAAGUGUUAG